Messenger RNA from Nicotiana tabacum (common tobacco), 935 nucleotides. Its product is annotated as ubiquitin-conjugating enzyme E2 variant 1A. The record is from RefSeq and is a predicted model, not a curated record. Lineage: Eukaryota; Viridiplantae; Streptophyta; Magnoliopsida; Solanales; Solanaceae.
AAAACAAUGCGCAGUCAAAAAUGAAUGAUCUUAUGAACGUAUUUGUUUUCCCAUUUAGUCCCUACUCCCUGAUUUUAUUCCCUCAAGCUUGGUUAAAACAGUAGCGGUGACUUGGUGUUGUAACUUGUGAGUUGAGCUGCUGUCUCAUUACAGACCAUCUCUUUCUUCUUCCCCACCCUAUUCCCUCUCUCUUUUAUUUCUCGUUGCCUCGUUCUUUACUCUUUCUAGGAACACUUUUGGUUGGACUCCUAUUAAUUUAAAAUGGGCUCAGAAGGAUCAUCUAGGGUUGUGAUCCCUAGGAGUUUCAGAUUAUUGGAAGAGCUUGAAAGAGGAGAAAAGGGAAUUGGGGAUGGAACUGUCAGCUAUGGGAUGGAUGACGCAGAUGAUGUAUACAUGCAAUCAUGGACAGGAACUAUAAUUGGUCCUCCUAAUACUGUACAUGAAGGGCGCAUCUACCAGUUAAAACUUUUCUGCGGAAAGGUGUAUCCAGAUCACCCACCUAGUGUAAGGUUCCAAACAAGGAUAAACAUGAGUUGUGUAAACCAAGAAACUGGUGUGGUUGAGCCAAGUCUCUUCCCCAUUCUAGCAGAUUGGAAGCACGAAUACACAAUGGAAGAUAUAUUAAUGCAGUUGAAAAAGGAAAUGAUGUCUCCCCAAAAUCGAAAACUAGUUCAGCCUGCUGAAGGCAAUGAAGAGAAUCGGGUGGAUCAAAAAGGCUUGGUUCUGAAAUGUUGUAUUUUGUAACUGGAGAAGAACAUUGUUUAUGAAAAUGUAUAUAACCUUAUUGCUCAGAUAGUAGCAACUGUUGUCUUAAUAUCUGUAUAUGUAAAUGUGUACGAUUUUAUUUGAGAAAGAUGCCUGCUUAUUCCUUCCUCAACUAUGGGUAUGGGAGGGAUAGCUUGUUAAUUUUCAAACUCUACUGGAUAAUUCUAACU